Messenger RNA from Vidua macroura (Pin-tailed whydah), 503 nucleotides. RefSeq names its product ubiquitin like 5 (gene UBL5). Gene Ontology annotation, biological process: mRNA splicing, via spliceosome; protein modification process. The transcript has 5 exons. Bases 109 to 330 code for a protein of 73 amino acids. Gene Ontology annotation, cellular component: cytoplasm; nucleus. NCBI's taxonomy places the organism in Eukaryota, Metazoa, Chordata, Aves, Passeriformes, Viduidae. Gene Ontology annotation, molecular function: protein binding; protein tag activity. The record is from RefSeq and is a predicted model, not a curated record.
CCCCGUCGCCAUCUUGGCCGGUCUCGCUGACGCCACUUCCGGCGCCUCUCUGUGACGUCACGCUCGGUUCCGGCGCGGCUGUGGCGGAGCGAGGCAGGCCCGGGAGCCAUGAUCGAGGUCGUCUGCAACGACCGCCUGGGGAAGAAGGUCCGGGUGAAAUGCAACCCCGAGGACUCGAUCCGCGACCUGAAGAAGCUGAUCGCGGCCCAGACCGGCACCCGCUGGGACAAGAUCGUCCUCAAAAAAUGGUACACCAUCUUCAAGGACCACGUCACGCUUGGGGACUAUGAGAUCCACGACGGGAUGAACCUGGAGCUGUACUACCAAUAGAGCCCGCCCAGUACAGACCAGUACAGACCAGUACAGACCAGUGCAGCCCUCCCAGUGCUCCCAGUGCAGCCAUCCCAGUGCUCCCAGUACACCCCAGUGCCCCUCCCCCAUUUUCCCCCCAUUUCCAGUCCGGCUCUGUUUGUUUAUGAAUAAAGCGAUUUUGGGGCCUCCGG